UAAAUCAAAAAUGGAUAAUAAUCUACUAAAUCUGUUGUUGUUUAAUAAUGAUCAUGAAAUUAUUUUUGGUGCUUUUAAUGCUGUGAUGAACUUGGCAGUACCAUUGGAGGAUGUAUUUCCAGUAGAAAGAAAUAAUCAUGCCACCAGAAAUAGGAAUUACGUUGAAAAUAUUGUUCCACAAUACACAGAUCUACAAUUUCGUGAGCAUUUUCGUAUGUCUCGAGUCACGUUUGAGGUAAGAUUUAGAAGUAAAUAAAUGAAAUGGGAGUUUAUUUAUGUUUUCAUUCUUAGGAAUUGAAUAUUUCUAUAGGGCUUAUUAGAGGUGACGAACAUCAAUGGGACGGAACAAUCCCAUUACAGAAGAAACUUCUGUUCACUAUAUGGCUUCUGAGCAAACCAGAAAGCUUUCUAGCCGCUGGGGAUCGUCUUGGGCUUGCACGAAGUUCUGCUCACAAAAUAUUUAUAGAAAUGAUCGAAAUUAUUGGUCAGCUAUUGCCACAGUAUAUUAGAUGGCCUAAUAUGCAAAAUCAUCUUCGCUCUGCAAAUGUGUUUGAGGCUCGGUCUCGAGGUAUUCCUGGAGUUAUUGGUGCAAUAGAUGGCUGUCACAUCCCUAUCAAGCAGCCCGAUGGAAAUGCUGUUGAUUUUUAUAACAGAAAGGGAUUCCAUUCUAUAAUUCUUCAGGGAGUCUGUGAUGAAAGGGGUGUGUUUAUUGACACAACAAUAGGUCAGCCAGGACGGAUGCAUGAUGCUCGCGUCUUUAGAUUGAGUGAUGUAUAUGCCUCUUUAACAAGACAAAAUCCGAUUCUACCACAAAAUCUUCAUUUGAUUGGUGACUCGGCAUACCCACUGAUGAACAAUCUUAUGAAACCCUACCAGGACAAUGGGCAUCUAACACCAGUACAAAUUAAUUAUAAUACAAAACUUUCAAGUAUUAGGUCAGUUAUAGAAAGAGCCUUUGGUCUGCUUAAAGUGAAAUUUCGUAGGCUCAAGUAUCUAGAUGUAAAAAAUGGACAGACUGCAAAUCGUAUUGUAUUAGCUGCGUGUAUUUUAUACAAUUUUAUAUUACUGCAAGGCAAUCCUUUAGAUGAUUACAAUGUGGAUUUUCUGAAUGACAUGGAAUAUAUGUAGCAAAUUAACGGAGGGGAGAAUCAGGAAAUAAUCGGGAAUGCUGAAAAUAAGAGAGCAAAUAUAGGAAAUUUAUGUUACACAAGAAAUGAUCACUCAAUAAAUGAUCAAAUUAUUGAACAAUCAACAAUGUUAUUAUUGCUGAUUUGUACAAAGUAUCAUGUAAAAAUAAAAAAUAUGUUUAACUACAAUU
Molecule: messenger RNA, 1318 nt
Organism: Diabrotica virgifera virgifera (western corn rootworm)
Lineage: Eukaryota; Metazoa; Arthropoda; Insecta; Coleoptera; Chrysomelidae
Product: putative nuclease HARBI1
Exons: 3
Coding region: 469-1128 (219 amino acids)
Source: RefSeq, a predicted model, not a curated record